Messenger RNA from Plasmodium inui San Antonio 1, 1725 nucleotides. RefSeq lists its product as hypothetical. Gene Ontology annotation, molecular function: ATP-dependent FeS chaperone activity; ATP binding; 4 iron, 4 sulfur cluster binding. Bases 1 to 1725 code for a protein of 574 amino acids. The record is from RefSeq and is a predicted model, not a curated record. The transcript has a single exon. Gene Ontology annotation, biological process: iron-sulfur cluster assembly. Lineage: Eukaryota; Apicomplexa; Aconoidasida; Haemosporida; Plasmodiidae.
AUGGACAGCGACUUCAUCGACGAGGAAUUCGUUCACGGCAAAGAGAUAGAAAAGAUAAAAAAAAAAAAGGAAGCAAUUCUAGACUGCCUGAAAAGUGUGCUGGAUCCGGACUUAAAAAAAAAUAUCGUCGAGUUAAAUUUUGUACGAAACUUAAGAAUUAAAGAAACGGACGGUGGCAACUAUGUUGUUGACUUCGACUUGAACCUGACGACCCCUGCCUGUCCGGUGAAGGACCAACUGUUGGCGGAAUGUCAGAAAAAAUUAGCAACCCACGAAUGGAUUGAAGAAACGAACAUAAACACGACGUUUCUAAAUUAUAAUCAACAUGGGGAAGAACAAGAAGAGGAGAAAAAAAAAAACAGAAAAAUCGAAAAUGUCAUAGUUGUGUAUAGCUGCAAAGGUGGAGUCGGGAAGUCCUUCUUUUCGGUGAACUUCUCCUUUUACUUAAAAAAGAAGGGGGCAUCUGUGGGGCUGCUCGAUGCGGACAUUAACGGGCCCAGCCUUCCGACGUUGCUCCCCUUUGGACAUUCCUACGCCAGGUUUAAGAGCGUCCAGCGGAGGAGCGGUAAGAUAUUUUACGAAAGGGGGGAGAUGGGGAAGCGGGAAAGUCCCAUGGAGGAGAUGACGGAAAAAGGCGUGGGUGAUAGGGAGGGCGAGAACGGAGGGGGGAAGAUUAACCACAUUAGCAGCUACGACGCAGACCGACACGCCGUGCAUCAUAGUGACCGCCUCCCGGAGGACCGCCUCCUGGAAGAGUUCCUUAUCGAGCCCCUCCUCCACCACGGUGUGAAGCUCAUGUCCUACGCAUACAUAAAGAAUCAGAAGAACUUAGGGUUCGCAUCCUUCAGAGGACCCAUCCUAAACGAGCUGAUAAAAGAAUUCAUAGACCAAGUGGACUGGGGAGUUUUGGAUUAUCUAAUAAUUGACCUCCCCCCUGGAACAAACGACAUACAUUUGAAUCUCUUCGAAUCGGAAGACAUCGAUGGGGUUAUCAUGAUAACGACACCAAAUGAUCUUUCCAUCAAUGACGUAAAGAAAGGGAUAAAUAUGUGUAAUCAUUUCAACGUGCCAAUUGUAGGCCUUGUAAUAAAUAUGAGUUCCUUUAUCUGUGACGGGUGUGAAAAGAAACACCUUCUUUUUAAUAACUGCGAUUUGAAGGAACUAAAAGAGGCAUUUAAUAACGUGUAUGAAGUCCCCUUUCAUUCUUUACUCUCAAAGAAUGUCUAUCAUGAUGACCAAACAGGAGAAAGGCACUUCCCCUUUAUCAUUUCAUUUGAGGAUCAUCACCUGAUUCAUAUGUUGGAGAAUAUCUUCCAAAGUUUAACCCGCGAAAUAGCAAUGAUAAAAUUUAUGCACAAAUUGAAUUUGCCAUCCAUUCAGAUUUAUAAGAAAAAUUACCUCCACUUAUCCUUCGACUCGAUUGACAAUAAAUUUGUCUUUUCCGAUGAUGUGUUGGUUUGUCACAUAAAGGAUGUCCGUCGGAAAUGUCCUUGUGAUAUUUGCAGCGUGUUGGAGAAGAAAAAAAAAAAAAAAAAAAUACACGAUGGUAGUUUAUAUGUCAAGGAAAUCGUCAAGCUGGGUAUUUACAACGUUAAGAUUGUCUGGUCUGAUAUGCACGUUUCUGUUUAUUCCUACACCUAUUUGAAGCACAUUUUUCUGAACUUGCGCCUGCGCGGGGGAAACACUUUGUGCGGGGCGGGCAGCCGCGCCUCCCUCGAGUGGUAA